Hydra vulgaris (swiftwater hydra) is the source of this 2400-nucleotide messenger RNA. Lineage: Eukaryota; Metazoa; Cnidaria; Hydrozoa; Anthoathecata; Hydridae. The record is from RefSeq and is a predicted model, not a curated record.
AAGAAAAAGUUAAAAUUAGAAAAAGACGCUUUUUUAAAAUAUGGAUCAAAAGAAGUCAUUAUAAGAAUAAGUCCAAAGACUAAAGAAAGUAGCUCAGUCUUUGAACCUCCUGAUAAGAAUGACGAAGAAACCAGUCCGUAUAGGAUGAUAAAACAUUGGUCAGCCCUAUCAAGGAAACAUCAGUUAAGAACAUCACAAAAGCUAUGGGAAAAUGUGCAGGAUUUUGCUAAAAAUGAAACAAUGGAUGUUAAAAGUAUGUGUGAAUUUCUUCUAACAAGAUGUGAAGAAAAAAAUAAAACAUUAAAGUUGAAAAUACCGACAGUGACAGCGGCUGCUAUUUGUAAUGAGUCAAACUUUGAUCGAAUGACUUAUACUCAGCAGAGAAAAAUGCUAAAAGCAAACAGUAUAGAUGUAUUACCAUCCUGGAAUGAAAUUCAAUUGUUCCGAAAUUCUAUCACUCCAUUGACAACAAGUUAUCUUCCAGAUCCUUUUGUUGGUGUCUAUGCAAGUUUUAUUGAAUCUAUCAAGAUUACUAUUGAGAGAAUUUUGAGGCUUGAAGGUAUUUCCGUUUCUUCUAGAAAAAACAGCCUUACACUAGAAGUAAAAUUCGGCUACGAUGGAAGUGGUGAACACAAAAUUUACAACCAACUGCACAAUGUUAACACAAGCAACAUUAUUAUGGCAAUGUUUUUUGUCCACUUAAAAUUUUAAAUCAUGAAAGUAUUAGAUUGUGGGAAUACCCUAACUUUUAAAUACCCUAACUCUACUAAGUCUAACAGCAAUACCCUAACUCAACUGUACCUAACUCAGAGUCUAAUCAAAGACCCUAACUCUACUAAGUCUAACAGCAAUACCCUAACUCAACUGUACCUAACUCAGAGUCUAAUCAAAGACCCUAACUCUACUAAGUCUAACAGCAAUACCCUAACUCAACUGUACCUAACUCAGAGUCUAAUCAAAGACCCUAACUCUACUAAGUCUAACAGUAAUACUCUAACUCAGAGUCUACUCAAAGGCCACUUAUGAUUCAAAUGAGGAAAAGAGUCAAAUGAAAAUAUCCGAUCUCUUUCUUUAUUUAACGAAGACAUACAGUGUAUGAAGGAAGACGGAAUUAUUGUUAAGCAUAAUCAAAAUGAUUACCAUGUUAAAGUAAACGUUGUCGCUCAUAGUUUAGACAAAAAGGCUUCAAAUAUUUAUAAAGGCCUUGGAGGUUCAUAUUGUGAUCUUUGUGACCUUUCAAAAGAACAAUGUGAAAAUAUACAAACAGUUCAAGAUGGUUUCAUCAUAAACAGGGAUGUUAAAUCCAUGCAACAAAUAUUUCUUGACUUAGUAAAUGAGGACGGGACCAUUUUGAAAAAAAAAAGGAUUACGAAAUUCGACACGGUAAAACUACAUGUCCAAUUCCAUGUUCGAAUGUUAGGUCCAUUCAGGUUUUACAUGGUUUGCUCAGGAGAUUUGAUCAUUUUAUGAAGGUAGUUGUUCACAUGGCGGCAGGUGUCUUAACUUGGAAAGAAUCUAAGUUAAACAAUAACACAACAUUGCUGAAAGAAGAAAAAGCAAGAAUCAACCGGACAAAAGGGCAAUACAACAACUGGAAAUGUUGCCAGAAAACUUUUACAAAAUAAUGUAAUGCAAAAAGUUGUUACAGAUCACAUACCAAGUCAAACUGACCGCAAACUAGUUGAAAAGUAUGGCUUGCUUUCUUUCGCUAUUCUGAGAGCAAUGUUAUCUGGCAAAAAAAUUAAUAUUAAGUUAUACAAACAAAUGUGUCAGGAGCUAAACAUCUAGCUUCUACAAGAAUUUUAUUGAGUAAGUAUAACUCCAACACUGCACAAAACUCUUGCUCAUAGCUGGGAGUUAAUAGAAAUAAAUGAUUCCACCGGUUUGAAAUCUUGGAGUGAAGAAGGAAUGGAAGCUAAUAAUAAGCGUCUCAGAUAUUUCAGGGAAAAACUAUCAAGAAAAAUUAAUCAAUUGGCCAAUAUAAAAGAUUGCUUUAAAAGACUUUGGCUGGGGUCCAUUAGUAUAAAAAGAGCUGUUUCAGCACAUAAUUCAGUUGUUUGUGAAAUUUGGGACAAUUUAAGAUUCUCUAUAUAUUUUGAGGCUUGGUUUCGAAUAGUGAAAGGUAAAUCUUUAGCAGUAACUACAGCAUUGCAUGCUUUUGAAGCCCAAAGACUCAUCUGAGAAGCAAAAGCUAACUCGGGUGAACUAAAUGUGGAACGCAUUUCCGCAGUUUUUCGCCGUUUUGUUCGUUUACUUGCUUCAUCAAAAUUCAAAGGUGAUCGACCCACUAUGACUGUGACUUUUUUUCUUUAUUUUAUCCUUGAACAAUCUAAAAAUAUUUUAAUGUUUAAAUAAAGAUGAAAAAAAAUUAAACUUGAAUAGAGAUAACCAUUAAAUAAC